Molecule: messenger RNA, 5393 nt
Organism: Pararge aegeria (speckled wood butterfly)
Lineage: Eukaryota; Metazoa; Arthropoda; Insecta; Lepidoptera; Nymphalidae
Exons: 13
Coding region: 223-5292 (1689 amino acids)
Biological process (GO): proteolysis
Molecular function (GO): protein binding; serine-type endopeptidase activity
Source: RefSeq, a predicted model, not a curated record
GUUGUCUUGCAUUCGUUCAAACAGUACCCUAACGCGAUUAACGGGCACACAGUUGUUUUACGAACAAAUAAACGAAGUAAGUGAAACAGUGUUUGUUUAGUAACAAAAAACUUCCUGGGAGUGCUGAGCUGCUCUAUUUUAUGGUUAAAAAUACCAUGUGACGAAAUAGUUUCCACAUGUAGUUCACACUAGGGAGUGAGGUGAUGGACUAGUGAGUUCAAAAUGCAUACGAUGGACACUUUGGGCUACGGCCAUAAGAAAUACCGGCCUCCGCUCUCGCCCACCAAUUUCUACCACCAUGAUUACUAUUCCCGGCACACUACUCUUCGACCGCAGAGCGAAUAUCGGUUUGCCGGCGGGGGUUACUCGCGCGCACCGAGUAGCGGACGUAGCAGCAGCCUCUGCUCCGCUGCGCUGGUGGGCGGAGCGUUGCUGGCUGCUGUUGCUGUUCUCGCGGUUGCUGCGCUCGCCUUUUAUAUGGGAGCGUUACGACCAGAUAACGGUGAACCAAUAAUGACGUUCGAGGGAACGUUUCGAGUGACGCGAGGGGACGUGUACGGCGGAGCACCCGACAGCCCGGCGUGGAGGGAGCGAGCUCGCCGCUAUGGAGCGGCGCUACGGCAAGCCUUCGCUGGGCCUUCCCCCCUUCGACAAGCCUUCGCAGGAGCUCUCGUCACAGGCUUUGGAGAACGACGUUUAGAUGUUAACUUCAAAUUGUAUUUGGAUAGGCGAAAAAUACCCAGUUCCGUAACAAAUAUAGAAGAAACUUUAAAAAAUACACUAAUUCAGGACUUGAUAUCAAAGCAUCCAGCGUUCGGACAAAUUAAGAUAGAUACGACUAGUAUUGUGAUAAAAAGGGACUUAGAACAUACUUACCACUCAGAACAAUAUGUAAAGGAAGCUUUAAAUGAAAGUAUGGCAACCAAUAACGCCAAAAUUUCAAGUUCUCAAAAUGCAAAAGACAAAACUUUAGAAAGUAGAAUAGGUGUAGUCCGCAAAACUACAGUUAAACCAAAUAGACCUAUGAAAAAAGACGAUUCAGAUGAACCUGAUAUUGACACUGAUAAUAUACCAGUUUUACAAGGUUCCUUUCAAAUAACUAAAACAGAAGCAGAUAUAACAGAAAAUAAACAUAACUUGAAUCCAACCCGGAUUGAAGAAAAAAAUAAUCACAAGCAAAUUACGACUGUAAGAACUACAACCACUAAACCUCCUAUCACUAAAUUAUCAACAGUUAGAACGACAAGUACUAGAAAAACUUCCACAACAACACAGAAAAGUCGACCACUUACUAUAAAAUCUAUAUUAAAUAUAAAACCAAAGACUGAUACGACCAAUAAUAAAGAAAAAGGUACAACUACCCGCAAAACUGUUAUUACCACACCUACAACUGUUAGAAGUAGCUUUGCAACUAAACCUACAGUGACAUCAACUACAAAUAUAGGCACAACAACGAAAAACGUAUCUCAAAUUUUAUUUGAUCUUCUUACUAACGAAAACCACGAUAAAGAUUUACCAAAAAUCGAUACGCUGUUUACAGUUCCUCAUGUAAUGGACAAUGAACCGUGGAGACCUAUAACAAGGCCAUACUACGAAACAUCGAGUGAACAACCGGUAUUACCUGAUGAAGAAAAUGUCGAACAAGGUGCAGAAGAUAGAAUAGGAGUGGCCGAAGUAGUUGAAGAUGUAUCCUUAUUAGAAAGUAUGCUAAGCUCCCCAACACCUGCAAAAAAUAGAGAGAAAAGUACUCGUCGACCUGGAGGGCUUUUUAAUAUAGACCCUCAUUUAGCUGCUGAUGUAUAUAUCCCUAGUCCAGUAUACACAAGUUUUACAGUUCCUACUUAUGCACCACCCGUAAAAAAUAUGGAAACUCUAGGUUCUAGUUAUCCCAAAGCACACCCAUUACCUGUGGAUAAAAUUAGUGGUGCAGUGGAGGUUAUACCAGAAACAGUUUCUAAAACAGAUGACAACGAUGGUAAGCCUUUUGAAAGGCCUCCAAAAGAUAAGAAAACAUCUGUGACCAUUAAUGUACUACAAUUUGAUCAACUUGAUAAUAGUACGGAAGAAGUAUCUAUAGAUGGUGCUUCGAUAGUAAAGAAGCAUAAUACAUCAUCUGUAAAAAAAUCGUCACAGCUAAGUACUACAACAGAAAGUGUAAAAGUAACUACCACUUCAAGUGUUCCUAUGAUAGAGAUUUCCACAAGACUACCAGUUAAAAAUAAGACAAGUGAACAAGAGAAUAAGAGAGAAAACACUACAAAGCGCCCAAACAAUAAGGUGUCAAUUAUACCAGCAACUGGCCUACCACAUCAUACUUGGGAACUUGUGAAUACUUCAACAAGUAAUAAUGGUACAUUGCAUAGAGUUUCUCCACAGAAAUACUAUAACGAUACUUUACAAGCUAUAAUCACACAAAAUGAUGCUACCUCUCCAAAGACAACUCCAAAAUUCCCUAGCAAGUCUUCCAUACUGCGAAAUUUAACAGAUAUAAUUAAGCGAUAUUCACAAAAUACGACAGAGAAGCAUACAGAAAUUUCUACAGAACGUACUACUUUGAAGCCAAAUAUGACAUCAAAGAAUACAGAAGACGAAUAUCGUCAAACUCGUAAUGAAAUGACUGGAUCAGUCGAAGUAGUUUCCGAUGAAGAACUUGAAAUUACAACCGCUAGAAUAAUAACGUUAAUGCCAGCAAAGUCUAAUUUAGGAGUAAAUCGGCCCCUCCGACCAAGACCAAAAUUUGAAUCACAAAUGAAUAAAGAAAGUAAAAGGAGUUUUACAAGUACCAAAAUGAAUUCUGAAAAAUUCAGUAUAAACGAAAACAUUGAUGAAAUAAUAUAUAAUUUAACGGAAAUUAUACCAGAGGCUUCAGAAAUCGUAACAACCGCUACUAACAUUGAUGAUGAUGGAACCAAAUAUCGUAGACCAGCAAAUAUUGCUGAAAGUUUAAAUCAUGACGAUGAAACAAAAUAUAUUAGGCCAGUGAAUGUUGGUGAAAAUUUAAAAAUCCCCUUCAGUGCUGUAGAAGGACCUGUAUACAGCCCAUCUAGUGGUAAUAGGCUGCCUAAGUCAAAUGAGGAUUACUCAUCUGUUGAUCGUAACUUCAAGAUAUCAAAUAAAUCACAUAUUCCAGAAGGUACAUAUCGAGUUUCGUACCAUGUUACUGGAAGCGUUAGCAGUAAACAGGCGGACAAAACAAAAGAUCUACCUGCAUAUGAGCUAGCAUUGGAGCCUGAUGUAAUAUUAGAAAUACCUGCUAAUCAAACGAGUACUUUGACUGUAGAUAAAUUAAAACAGCUGGCUAGUCUAGCUACCAUCUCGGAUUAUAGUAAUAAUAGUUUCGAGCCAUUUCGAGCCCCGGCAGGCGUCAUUUCGACUAAAGCAAUUCCAUCAAGUUAUACUUUGAAUCAAGCAGGAUUUAAAAUAUUAACCAAAACAUAUAAUAAGGCACAAUCUCCGAAACAAGAGGAAAAUAGUUUCGACGUACCAGAUAAAAUAUACAGUAAGCCAGAAACGACUAAGUACACGAAACCUAAGAAAGAAAAAGAAAUCAAAGACACCAAGGUGGUUAUUGAUGACUGUAACAACUCCACAUCAUUUUUAUGUGCUAGUGGUGCAUGUAUUCCCAUGACAUCACGUUGUAAUAAAUUACUGGACUGUCCGGGAGGAGAUGAUGAGCUCGCAUGCUCCUGCGCAGAUUAUCUACGUGCUGAGUUUUCGCAAUCAAAAAUAUGUGAUGGUUUCGUUGACUGUUGGGACUACUCUGACGAAAUUAAGUGUGACUGGUGUGCUGAAGGUCAAUUUGUGUGUGCAAAUGCUAGGCAAUGCGUAGAAAUGACCAAAGUCUGCGACGGGACGCCUGAUUGUCCCCUGGGCGAUGAUGAAAAAAGCUGUGUUGCUUUGGGCGAUAAUAUAGAAGACAACGAAGUGAUUCCUUAUAAUGAAGAAGGUUUUGUAAUGGUGCGAAAACGUGGCGUGUGGGGCAGGUUGUGUGUAGAAAGCUUCAAUGACGUAGUUGCGCAAGCGCACAGCACUCUUAAACUACCUGAUUUAGGGAGGGCUGUGUGUCGAGCUAUGACUUUCCACGAUUCACCUUGGGUGCGUGAGGCGCGUGAAGGUCGGAAAGUGAGUACGAUGGGCUACUGGGAAGUGUCGCACAAUGCUCACGCGCGGGCAGCUGACACACGUCUUACUUUCCGUCGCUCAUCGUGUGCCCGCCACCGAGCAUUGAGGAUUCGCUGCAAAGACUUGGAUUGUGGUAUACGACCGCACGCUGAUGCUCAGCAACCAAGGGCAGUAACUCACGAGCGCGUGCGGUGGGGCAGGGUGGUGGGCGGCGGCGGAGCGGCGGCAGGCGCGUGGCCAUGGCAGGCGGCGCUGUACCGCGACGGCGACUUCCAGUGCGGCGCUACGCUAAUCGCGACGCAAUGGCUGCUGUCUGCUAGCCACUGCUUUUACGAAGCCACAGAAGCUCACUGGGUUGCGCGUCUUGGAGCUCUGCGCCGUGGCGCGUGGCCAAGAGGGCCAUGGGAGCGGAUAACGCGUGUGCGUCAAAUCGUUUUGCACCCGCGAUACGCACCGCGCGGCUUCAGAAACGACAUCGCGUUGCUGCGCGUGGAACCCCUGCCGUUGCACGCUCGUCUGCGGCCGGCCUGUCUGCCGCCACUGCGCGCACAACCGCCCGCCGGACAUCAUUGCACGGUCGUCGGUUGGGGACAGCUAUAUGAACAUGAACGGGUGUUCCCGGAUACAUUACAAGAAGUGGAGUUGCCGGUGAUAUCAACAGCGGAAUGCCGUAGACGCACGAGACUGUUACCCCUGUACCGCGUCACCGACGACAUGUUCUGCGCAGGGUACGAGCGCGGAGGUCGAGACGCCUGCCUCGGAGACUCUGGUGGACCGCUGAUGUGUCAAGAGGCAGACAGAUGGUACAUUUAUGGCGUCACCAGUAACGGGUACGGCUGUGCUCGCGCCAACCGACCUGGCGUUUACACGAAAGUAUCGCACUACAUUGAAUGGAUUGACAGUAUGAUGGACACUUACACUCCCAAACAUAACGACACCUUACCGUCGUCCGAUGAGGAAUCCAACGAAGACUUUUACACGGACUUGGAGGCAGCGGAGAACAAGAGAAUACACAAACCAUACGAUGCGUGUCGAGGCUUCCGGUGCCCACUCGGCGAAUGUUUACCUGCAUCUAGUAUUUGUAAUGGAUUUCUAGAAUGUUCCGACGGUAGUGACGAGUGGAAAUGCAGUGGUCUUGUUACGAAUUCAACUAGAUUUAACCCGGACUAAAUUACAUUUAUCAUCGUAGCUUUCAUAAUUAUAAUUAUAAGCCAGUAAUGCUAGAUUAACUUCGAUUUCGACUGAUACUAUAUAAGUAGAUAUAAGUAAUG